AUGUCGCAGAAACCGCGAAAGCUUCAGCGCAUCUCAAGAGCCUGCGAUUUUUGCAAUAGACGCGGCAUCAAAUGCCGCCAAAACGAGGACCCGCUAGGUCGCUGUCAGAAUUGUGCGGACUUCGAUGUUCCAUGCACCUUUGAUCGCCCCGCAAAACGCCGGGGCGUCAAGGCUGGGUCUCUAGUGAGUGGUCGCGAUACUCAGUACGCGAGGGUAUCAGGCGACCAUGGUAUUCCCGCGCCUGCAGCGACUGCGAGUGGCGAAAGAGCCUCUGGCUCAUCGAUUUCUCGCAGUUCGUAUCGUCCAUCGAUCUCCGGCGAUCUCUGGUCUACCUUUGACUAUGGCUGGUCCACAGCCGAGAGUGAUGACGGCGAUGUGACACUGCACAAUUCUUGGAAAGUAUUUGCCAUUGCCUGUGACCGGCAAAUAAAAAAAUUAGUCCAGGUGUAUUUCGAGACCGUCUAUCCAAUAUUUCCCUUGUUCCACAUGCCGUCAUUCAUUGAGCGGAUCAACAGCAAGGAGCACCUCCGCAACCAAGGGCUCUUUGCGUCCACGAUGGCUGUUUGCUCUUUGGCCUCCGGUCGUGCCCGUGACGGUGCGCUGUACUGUAAUCGGUGGCAGCGAGAAGAUCUAAUAGAUCCACCCUCCGAGGCUUUCUUUGCUGCUGCUCGAGACUCGAUUCCUCGGGACCUUAUCGCAGCCAAAGGCAUUCACUACAUGCGCGCGUGUGCUAUGCUUGCUAUAGCCAGCAUCCAAAACGGCCAGAUCAAAAAUAUGCAGAAGUAUUCCGGCUUAUACCACACCUUGAUUUCGAUGGAUGGCCUCUAUGAUGAAAAGCUCUGGCCAAAGGUCUUGAGUCCGAUUGAGACGGAGGAGCGGCGGCGGCUUUUUUGGUCUAUCUACACGCUGGACGUAUAUUCGACUGUUGUGUGGGGAGGCGUUAUUCGAUAUCGUGAGGCCCAUUCCUUGGUGCGUUAUCCUACCGAAGUAGACGACGAAUUUAUCACAAUUCACGGCUAUGGCGUGCCGACUUUAUCACCGGAAACGAAUUCGCUUUCCUCCAGCAACGUGACCAUCGUUUCUCGCCAGCCCGUGGCCUGGCUGCGUGGUUGGAACUUCACCACAGACCUCUACCGUAUUCUUGAGUAUGUGGUCGAUGGCAAUAGGCGUCGCUUCUCGUCAGCUAACGGGACAACACAAGUGUGGUCACUAUUUGAUCCAAUAUCCAUAUCAGAGUCGGCGGUCAUGGAUCGAGUCUUGACUAUGUACUCCGCACUCCCAUCGCAGUUUCGCGAGACGCCGCCAAUGACAGGAGACAUGUCUAAGGACUUAUUCGGGUUUCAGUCAGCCAAUAUUCAGGCGACGCUACAACUCCUUCGAAUGGUGCUUUUGUCUGCUGAGGGAAUUGGGGUGGAGCGAAAAUGUGAUGUCGCGGGUGAAGUACUUAACGUAUUUUCGAAUGUGCCCAUCGAGUACUUGAAAGCGAUCAGCUCCCCUUUGCUCCAUCACCUUGGCGGAAUUGGCUACAUCCUCGGCUCUGUCAUAGAAGGGAGUUUGUCCGAAGCAUCCUACACACGAGUUCGCACAUUACUUCUUGAAAUGGCCGAUCUCUUACAACGUCUCGAAACGGGCUCACAAAGAGCCUCUGACGCUGGUGAACGACUGCGGGCCCAGGUUGAUCGAAUAGACUGUUACAUGCGGACCUCACUUCUGCUAGACAUUUCCGCAACAAGUAACGCGAUGCCAGUCAUCAACGGAAUACCAGAAGCCGCUAUCCCGUCAGCGUAUGCACAGAACGCCUCCGCAAUCAGAACCACGCCUGGUGCUGGCGUCGAUCAGAUGUCUCAGUUUCAGCUACCACCAGAACUGCUCACGGAUUGGCCAUGGCCGUUGGAUUCUUAUAAUACGGAGGGAUUUCUGCCUUUGGCCUUCGAUUAG
Molecule: messenger RNA, 1938 nt
Organism: Penicillium waksmanii
Lineage: Eukaryota; Fungi; Ascomycota; Eurotiomycetes; Eurotiales; Aspergillaceae
Exons: 6
Coding region: 1-1938 (645 amino acids)
Biological process (GO): regulation of DNA-templated transcription; DNA-templated transcription
Molecular function (GO): zinc ion binding; DNA binding; DNA-binding transcription factor activity, RNA polymerase II-specific
Source: RefSeq, a predicted model, not a curated record